Sander lucioperca (pikeperch) is the source of this 2304-nucleotide messenger RNA. RefSeq names its product RAB10, member RAS oncogene family (gene rab10). The coding region runs from base 582 to 1187 and encodes 201 amino acids. The record is from RefSeq and is a predicted model, not a curated record. Gene Ontology annotation, molecular function: GTPase activity; GTP binding. The transcript is spliced from 6 exons. Gene Ontology annotation, biological process: cellular response to insulin stimulus. Lineage: Eukaryota; Metazoa; Chordata; Actinopteri; Perciformes; Percidae. Gene Ontology annotation, cellular component: insulin-responsive compartment; recycling endosome; Golgi apparatus.
GUGUCGCCGUGGUGGCUCCCAUUCGAAGGCGACGGCGGUCGUCUAUAUUUCGGUUGUAAUCUCUCCAGAAGAAAAGUGAAAUAACUCCGAACAGACAGCAAAUUGAACAGACUUUAAUGUUGAGAUUUCUUUCCAAUUCUUCUCGGUCGAGCUUGUGACAGGGCUCUGGAAUGACGGGGUGUGCUGAGAAUUUGAAUUAGCUCGCCGUUAGUUUGAAGAAAGAGUGAGUGUCGGGGUAGAGAGAGAGAGAGAGAGGAGCCAUUUUGUCCCGACUGUGUGGGAGAAAAGAAAGAGUGGAAAAGAGGAAUCACACGGGAGGAGAUCCUAUUUUGCUUUGUGUUCUCAUGCUGUAAGGGGGAAAACAUUCGGGCUUGGGAAAUAUAACUUCUCGGGCACGUUAUUUAGGUGGUAUUUAGCCAAACUAGCUUGCCAAGCUAAUCAACAAAUCCCAGAUUGUUAACAGUUCACAGUCAAGAGAAGCGGGGAAGGUUGGCUAAGAAGCUGGCUUAAGACUUCACAUAGGCGUGCUAGGCUAUCCGGUUUUUUUGUAUCUUGUCUGGGUUAACACAAGCUGUUUUUCAAUGGCGAAGAAGACGUACGACUUGCUGUUCAAGCUGCUUCUGAUCGGAGACUCGGGCGUGGGGAAGACCUGUGUGCUGUUCCGCUUCUCUGACGACGCCUUCAACACAACCUUCAUCUCCACCAUAGGAAUAGACUUCAAGAUCAAAACUGUUGAAUUACAAGGAAAGAAGAUCAAACUACAGAUCUGGGACACAGCGGGCCAGGAACGGUUCCACACCAUCACCACCUCCUACUACAGAGGAGCCAUGGGCAUCAUGCUGGUCUACGACAUCACCAAUGCCAAGAGCUUCGAAAACAUCAGCAAAUGGCUGCGUAACAUUGACGAGCAUGCAAAUGAAGACGUUGAGAGGAUGCUGCUAGGCAACAAGUGUGACAUGGAGGACAAGAGGGUCGUACCAAAAGCCAAGGGGGAGCAGAUUGCGAGGGAGCACGGCAUUAGGUUUUUUGAGACGAGUGCUAAGGCCAACAUCAACAUCGAGAAGGCUUUCCUCACGUUAGCAGAAGACAUCCUCAGAAAGACGCCUGUAAAAGAGCCCAACAGUGAAAACGUCGACAUCAGCAGCGGAGGUGGAGUCACAGGCUGGAAGAGCAAGUGCUGCAGUUGAACAACUCCUCAUUCUCACUUACACCAAUGCACACAAACACACGCACACACACGCAUACACACACACACGCACACACACACACACACACACACACACACAAACACGCACACACACACACACAAACACGCACACACGCACGCACACAUUCUCUCUCUCUCUCUCUCUCUCUCUCUCUCUCUCUCUCUCACAUUUAACUCUAACUCUCUCGCUCUCUAACCUGUCUCAUGAGUUUUCUUGCACACUGACACUGUCUCUUUAUCAGAAUAAAACAAUAAACCACUUCACUCGUCUAAUCUCCCUCCUCCCCCACCCUCCACCAUAUUCUUCGGCUCCCCGAUGAUGAUGAUUUUUAUUUCUGAUAAAAAGAGAAAUCCAGUCGCGUUUCUUGUCAUUUAUUUUAAAAGUUGUAAAAAAGGAAAAAAAGUGUGAAAAGACAAGCUCAUAUUUUUAAAUUUCUUUUGCCUGACCUGGUUGGACACCCUCACCCACCCUUUACCCCACUCCCAGCCUCACCCCCAACCACAGCACUCACCUGCAGUCAGAGGAAAUAAAAAAAGAUAAGAAAAUUAAAACAUAAAAAAGACAAAUGUAGGAUUAACAUUUUGUACACUUAGUGGAUUUCUGUUGUCUAACCGUAUUUGGUCAUUUACAAUUUGUUACCAAGUGACAGAGGUGUGGCUAGCUCCUUUUGUAUGUGGGGGUUUAUUUUGUCCUGUGCCUUAUAUGGAAGACAGGGGCGGGACUGUGUGGUGGGCGGAGCCACAUCCACCCAAUGAAAUUACAGAUUAAUAUUCUGUAGGUUCAGGCUCGUUGCGAGGACGCUGAACUAAAGCAGAAGCGUUUGAAUUUCUCCUCCAGCCAAGAGAACAGCAUUAUACAGUAUGUCCUGUUUAUUGACGUUUUAUUUUUAUUUGUACGAUUUAUUUUACUUUUAUUUUUUUCCCUUAUUUGGGUUGAUUUUGUUUUUUUUCCUGCAUGCAGAUUUCUUUGGGUUGGAAGCGUUUCUGUAACCAUGUGUAACGUUUGCCACUGGGUAACGGGGCGGGAGGUACAGAAGUUCUCUUUGGAAAUUCAAACAGUUUUGCAGAUCCAUUAAAAAUAAGCUUGUUUAAGUUAA